CGAGAAAGGCUCCCGGUCGUUGCCUGGAGGACCGCGGCCACAGGGAGCCCGAGCGGGCGCUGGAGCGCGAGCGGCUGUCGUGCAGGCGUCUGGCCCCGGGGGCCGCGGCUGCAGGGGGGGGUGGGAAACCGCGGCGGGAGCAGCCUCGAGCCGCGCAGCCGGCUCCCGCACGUUGCCGAGGCUCGCGAGCGCCGCCGCGGCUGACUUGGGGGCCGCGCGCCGGGGGUCGCAGACGUCCACACCUGCGCGGGCGGCGGGUCCGGCCAGCCGCGGGCGGGCGGGCGCUGCACGCAGGGGCUCACCCGCUGCCCCCUCCCCCGAGCUCGGCCACCUCCUCGCCCCGCGGCCGCCCGCUGGAAGAUGUCUCAGGAGAGGCCCACGUUCUACCGGCAGGAGCUGAAUAAGACCAUCUGGGAGGUGCCCGAGCGAUACCAGAACCUGUCCCCGGUGGGCUCGGGCGCCUACGGCUCGGUGUGUGCUGCCUUUGAUACAAAGACGGGCCAUCGUGUGGCCGUGAAGAAGCUGUCCAGACCCUUUCAGUCCAUCAUCCAUGCCAAGAGGACCUACAGAGAGCUGCGCCUGCUGAAGCACAUGAAACACGAGAAUGUCAUUGGUCUGCUGGACGUGUUUACACCCGCAAGGUCCCUGGAGGAAUUCAACGACGUGUACCUGGUGACCCAUCUCAUGGGGGCAGACCUGAACAACAUCGUGAAGUGUCAGAAGCUUACCGAUGACCACGUUCAGUUCCUUAUCUACCAGAUCCUCCGAGGGCUGAAGUAUAUACAUUCAGCUGACAUAAUCCACAGGGACCUGAAGCCCAGUAACCUAGCUGUGAACGAAGACUGUGAGCUGAAGAUUCUGGAUUUCGGACUGGCUCGGCACACUGAUGACGAAAUGACAGGCUAUGUGGCUACCAGGUGGUACAGAGCCCCUGAGAUCAUGCUGAACUGGAUGCACUACAACCAGACAGUGGAUAUUUGGUCCGUGGGCUGCAUCAUGGCUGAGCUGUUGACCGGAAGAACACUGUUUCCUGGUACAGACCAUAUUAACCAGCUUCAGCAGAUAAUGCGUCUGACGGGGACACCCCCUGCUUAUCUCAUUAACAGGAUGCCAAGCCAUGAGGCAAGAAACUACAUUCAGUCCCUGGCCCAGAUGCCGAAGAUGAACUUUGCAAACGUGUUUAUUGGCGCCAACCCCCUGGCUGUGGACCUGCUGGAAAAGAUGCUCGUUUUGGACUCGGACAAGAGGAUCACAGCGGCCCAAGCACUUGCGCAUGCCUACUUUGCCCAGUACCACGACCCUGACGACGAGCCUGUGGCCGACCCUUAUGACCAGUCCUUUGAAAGCAGGGAUCUCCUUAUAGAUGAGUGGAAAAGCCUGACCUACGACGAGGUCAUCAGCUUCGAGCCACCACCCCUUGACCAAGAAGAAAUGGAGUCCUGAGCACCUGGUCUCUGCUGUGUGAUCCACUUCACUGUGAGGGGAAGGCCUUCUCGUGGAAACUCUCCAAAUAUCAUUCAAGUGCCUCUUGUUGAAAGAUUCCUUCAUGGUGGAAGGGGGUGCAUGUACACGCGUUGUGUUUGUGUGUGUGUGUGUCUGUCUGUCUGUGUGUCUGACUUUGUGACUGGAAGUCACUGCUCGCAGUGACUUCAGCGAGUGGUGUGUGCCCCGUGGCAGCCUCUGCCCGCUUUCUCGGCGUCUGCGCAGGCGUAUGGGACCUGCUGUCUUGUUAGGGAUAUGCUAAGUGCAAAGUAAGAAGUAGUCGGCAUCCCUGCUCCUGGUUACACUUUUGCCACUCUGGCUUCUGCUGUGGCCCAGCCUUUACCACACACCUCAGUGGUACAGACAGGCCAUCCCCCAGUCAUGCAUACGGCCGGAAAGGACCAACCGGCUCCCGAGCUCUAGCCUGUGACUGGCUUGCUGAUGGUCCUCAGAGCCUGACCGGUGUGCUCAAAGCCGUCAGUCUGUUUGUGCCUUAAACAGAGAAGGACGCAUAGGCAGAGAACCGCAGCUCUGAACCCGGUGAGUGCACAGGGCUGGUGGGCAGCCACUGGUGAGCUGGGAGAGAAAUUAGGCAGCCUUCAAGGAGGCCUCGUGUGUGUGCGUGUGCGUGUGUGUACGCGCAGGAGCAUGUAUGUGUGUGUGUGUGACCGCCCUCCCUCUCCUAGGAGCGAGCGGAAUCUAUGCUUACCCUUCACCUCAGUGCAGAGGUCCCCAGGAGCAGGCGCAGGUUCCUGCUGUCGGCCGCUUCCCGUGUGCCCCUCCCACCUGGCAGAGUGCAGGUGUGCUUGCAUGCCGCGCUCUUGGAGCUUCCACGGUCCCUUCCUAGUCUGUCCUCUUCGGGAAGCCCUGGGACUGCCGGGCAUGGAGGGACUUCCUGGCAGUUCCCGUCCACCUUGCCUCAGCUGGUGCCGUGGGCACGCUACUGCCUCCUCACCCCAGCGCUGCUUUGUGUUGAACACAGCUGACCCUCCAGGUGCUUGUGCGAGGAGACACAGGACUGAGAGCACCUGAACUCUUGCCAUCUGACUGCCAUCAUUCGGGGGAAGAGAGGCCUCUCCUGAGAAUGUCCCCAGCUCUGGAAAUCAUGCUCUCCUCACUUGUAAUAACCAGCUAAGGAACGCUGAACCAAAGUGAGGAACAAAGGCUCGUGAGGCCGGGACUCCCUUCUGUCUUUCUCAAAAUAGGGUUGUCAAGAACAAAACGAGGCAGGCUCCAGCGUCGCCCAUGCGCAGAAGGGUCCUCCCGGCAGCUUGGCACUGACUGGUUCUCCAUCUUGGGGUUGUCUGGGGAGAUAUCAACUUUGUCUUGGGAUUUUGUGUGUUGUAGGAAUUCUUGGAGAAUGUGAUUCCUUCUGAUGGGAAGAAAGGGCAAAUUAUUUUAAUGUUUUGUAUUUUCACCUUUAUAAAGAUGAAAUCCUCAGGGUGAAGAAAUGUUUGCAUAGUUUCCUGGAUUUCGGGCACUUUGUGCUGUAUGAGGACCUAUAUAUUUAAGCCUUUUGUGUAGUAAGAAAAUGAAAAGCCAAUUCCAGUGUUGGCCGUGACAGGUCUUGUAUUUAGGUGAAGGUGUCUCCAUUCUCUAUCAGGUCAGGGUCCUGGUGGGAAGGGUAGGACCCUGCAUCAUCUGGAGCCCAGAAGGAUGCAGACUGGCCAGGCCUUACCACCUCAGUAUGCAAUUGAGCUCACCACCACCCCAGCAAGAUGCAUUCUAGUGGCCAUGUCUGGUUAUGAAGGCAAGUGUAAUUUCCAACAAGAUUCUGCUCGGAUUACUUACUUUAUUGAAGUUGUCUUUGCACAUGUGACCAUGCUGUGUUAAGAGGCCCUGCUCCAGGGCCUGGACUCACGGAGCUGACAGAAGAGCUCCCAGCAUCCACAGCGAAAUGCUGCCAUCUCCCAGUUUCUCUAUCAGCAGACAAGGGAAUAAGGGAACUGCUGUUUUGUUUGUGUUCAUGAACUUGGCUGUAGGCCUGUAUGCCAUAGGAUGUCAGACAACACCACUGGUUAAAAUAAAGCCUAUUUUUCAAAUUCA
This is a messenger RNA of Mesocricetus auratus (golden hamster), 3528 nucleotides long. RefSeq names its product mitogen-activated protein kinase 14 (gene Mapk14). The transcript is spliced from 12 exons. Lineage: Eukaryota; Metazoa; Chordata; Mammalia; Rodentia; Cricetidae. Gene Ontology annotation, molecular function: ATP binding; MAP kinase activity. Gene Ontology annotation, cellular component: cytoplasm; nucleus. Bases 361 to 1443 code for a protein of 360 amino acids. Gene Ontology annotation, biological process: protein phosphorylation; p38MAPK cascade. The record is from RefSeq and is a predicted model, not a curated record.